Messenger RNA from Megalops cyprinoides (Indo-Pacific tarpon), 2125 nucleotides. It is a transcript of the gene ackr3b, whose product is annotated as atypical chemokine receptor 3b. Gene Ontology annotation, biological process: G protein-coupled receptor signaling pathway; chemotaxis; vasculogenesis. Bases 204 to 1304 code for a protein of 366 amino acids. Gene Ontology annotation, molecular function: chemokine binding; G protein-coupled receptor activity; coreceptor activity. Gene Ontology annotation, cellular component: membrane. The transcript has 2 exons. Lineage: Eukaryota; Metazoa; Chordata; Actinopteri; Elopiformes; Megalopidae. The record is from RefSeq and is a predicted model, not a curated record.
GAGGGUAGUUUCGCUGUGACUCGGCAGGAACGCUCCUUCGCGUACUAUCAGAAAUCGGAGAGCUAACAUCCCAGGGAAGACUGCGGAUCCGCACCCCAGUUUGUGUCUCGCAGGUUGUGCACAGCAUCGAAGCGGCUGCUCCUGGAGGAGUUAAUCAAAUACAAAAGUUUCAGUUCACGAGAGACACCUUUCACUGAGGCAGCAUGACUCUGAGCGCCAACGAUUUGACUGAAAUCAUGGAGCUGUGGGAUUCCGUGAGCAUGAACUUCACCGACCAGGACGACAACCUGUCCCACGUGGAGGCCCUGGUGUGCACGGCCAGCUUCAACCGCAGUGCCAUCCUCUACACCAUGUCCACGCUCUACAUCUUCAUCUUCAUCAUCGGCCUGGUGGCCAACUCCGUGGUGGUGUGGGUCAACCUGCGGGCAGAGCGCCACCGCUACGAAACCCACCUGUACAUCCUGAACCUGGCCAUUGCCGACCUGUGCGUGGUGGCCACCCUGCCCGUGUGGGUCAUCUCGCUGGUCCAGCAUGGCCACUGGCCCUUCGGGGAGGCCAUGUGCAAGAUGACGCACCUGAUCUUCAGUGUCAACCUCUUCGGCAGCAUCUUCUUCCUCACCUGCAUGAGCGUGGACCGCUACCUGUCGGUGGCCCUGUUCGGCGACUCCAACAGCCGCUCCAAGAAAGUGGCACGCCGGUCCAUCUGCGUCCUGGUGUGGGUGCUGGCACUGGCCGCCUCCAUCCCCGACACCUACUUCCUGCAGGCGGUGGAGUCGGCACACUCCCACAACACCCUGUGUCGCCCGGUGUACCCGACCGACAGCCCGCGCGAGUGGAUGGUGGGCGUGCAGCUCAGCUUCAUCAUCCUGGGCUUUGCCAUCCCGUUCCCGGUCAUCGCCGUCUUCUAUGUCCUGCUCGCCGGCGUCAUCUCCUCCUCGGCUGACCCGGAGCGGCGUAUCAGCCGCAAGAUCAUCUUCACCUACAUCGUGGUGUUCCUGGUGUGCUGGCUGCCCUACCACGGCGUGCUGCUGGUGGACACGCUCUCGCUGCUCAACGUGCUGCCCUUCAGCUGCCAGAUGGAGAACUUCCUGUUCAUGGCCCUGCAGCUCACGCAGUGCUUCUCCCUGGUCCACUGCUGCAUCAAUCCCGUCAUCUACAACUUCAUCAACAAGAACUACCGCUACGACCUCAUGAAGGCCUUCAUCUUCAAGUACUCCACCAAGACCGGCCUGGCUAAGCUCAUUGACGCCUCCAGGGUGUCGGAGACAGAGUACUCCGCCGUGGAGAACAACGGGCAGCCGUGAGACACGCACACUGUCCCGAAUGGAACUCAGCUUAGACUCUGGAUCUGGAAAAUGGAACCGGGACUGGAACUGGACCCCACCCCCCAUCCUCCUCAAGGCUAGAAAACAUCUACUGUGCAAAGUCCAUGGUCAGGGAGGGGGGUCUAGCAUUAGAUAUACACAUGUGAGGCACUAUAAAGACCAAAUUUUAAACAGAUUUUGUAAAAAGAAAAAAUCUUAUAAAAGAAGGUUCUCAUUACAGGCUGUAUCCAGAGUCUGCCAGCUUGUGAUGCCAGUGAGAUUCUCCACUCCCAGAAUUCCUGCAGAGCAUUGUGAAAGUCGGUCUGCCCCAGGAAAGUCUGGUCAAAGACUAUUGAAAUCUGAAGAUAGCACUUCCCCUGGAGAGCUGACUGUUGGGCCAAGGGGUGGAGCUUGUUGUCAGUUAGGGGGGUGGGGCUUGUCAUAAGGCUGAGAGGUGGGGCUUGGUGAGGGGGCUGUCCCUGAGGCAGAAAUGGACAGAUAUGCCAGCUGGUGUAGUCACUCUAGAGUCACAGCUUCUUACAACUGUACUGGUCCCUAGCACCCAAAAGGCAGAGAGGUCAGUCAUUGAGAUUCCAUUGUUUCUCAGUGCUGGGCAGACUGGACCUGCCUUUGUGUCAGAGCUGCUGUACUGAGAAUCAGGUGAAGAAAUCAGGCUGAAACACUGGCACAGAGACCAGACCUGUCAGAGAACACAACUCACGCUUCCAGACUCUGAGGAAUGAUCCAAGAACAUGCCAUGUUUGAGAUGUUAUUGUUUGUGUGUGUAGGCGUGUGUGUAGACAUGUGUAUGUGUGCAUGUU